This is a messenger RNA of Lachancea meyersii CBS 8951, 411 nucleotides long. NCBI's taxonomy places the organism in Eukaryota, Fungi, Ascomycota, Saccharomycetes, Saccharomycetales, Saccharomycetaceae. The record is from the annotation of a GenBank genome assembly.
AUGAGUCAAUCAAGCCGUCUACUACCGGAGGAAUUUCUAAAGAUUGUGCCCGCGGUCUUUGAAGAGGCUAAUGCGGCAAAAAAGUCCGUUAACUUAUCAGUGAAAAGAUUGGUUGAAAGAGACGUGGUAGAGGGAAACGAGGAGUUCAACUCCAGGGAUCUACCACUUUCUGAUGUAUCAAGGAAAGCCAAGUUUACAAUUAUCCCAGAGGAAGCACACAACAAACAGUACGACGUAUUAGUGCGUAUCAAAAAAAGCCAUGGGGAAACCCUCGUUAAAUAUUCCACAGUGGUAAAAGCGGAACAGCUAGACAAGUUUUGGAAGGACUAUUCAUCAGCGAUCAAAUCAGGCAUGGUUGGUCUUGUGAAGAAGAAGAAGAACAAAAAGGCCAAGAAAUCCUUGCGAAAGUAA